Molecule: messenger RNA, 207 nt
Organism: Penicillium oxalicum
Lineage: Eukaryota; Fungi; Ascomycota; Eurotiomycetes; Eurotiales; Aspergillaceae
Exons: 1
Coding region: 1-207 (68 amino acids)
Source: RefSeq, a predicted model, not a curated record
AUGGAUUCGUGGUUUGGGAGAAUUGGUGAUGCCGAAGGCCAUCUGGAAGGACCCACAGGUCACGUCGAGGACGAAGCGACUCCACAACCCGACCGAGAGCCCGCCGAACAAGGUGGUAAGGCCCACAAGUCACGGGGCAUCGAAUCAUUCAACACGCGUGCUCGGUCACUGGCCCGCCAAUCAUCACGAUGCCAAGCGGCGCCGUAA